CUAAUGGUUUUGAUUUUAUCAUCCGCUUUUAAUGGAAAAAAUAAACAAAUAAAGAAAAAGAGGAGAGAGAAAAAGACAAAAAGGGCCAUCACCUAAAAACCGGUUUCACAAACCCAAAACAAGAACACAAAAGCAGAUAAAAAGAAGGGAUUGAAUGGGGAGUGUGAAAGCGGUGGCUGUUAUCGCCGGCAACGCCAACGUCAGAGGCUCUCUUCACUUUAUCCAAGAUCCCGCCGGGAGUACCCAUGUGAAAGGGAGGAUUACUGGCCUCACACCUGGUCUUCAUGGAUUCCAUAUUCAUGCCCUGGGUGAUACCACCAAUGGCUGCAUGUCCACUGGACCCCAUUUUAAUCCACUGAAGAAAGAUCAUGGCUCUCCUACAGAUAAAGAGCGCCAUGCUGGUGAUUUGGGAAACAUCGUUGCCGGUCCAGAUGGAGUUGCUGAGGUUUCGAUUAAAGAUAUGCAGAUUUCAUUAAGUGGGCAGCAUUCCAUUCUGGGAAGGGCAGUUGUUGUGCAUGCUGAUCCUGAUGAUCUUGGAAGAGGUGGACAUGAACUCAGCAAGACAACUGGGAAUGCUGGUGGCAGAGUUGGAUGUGGUAUCAUUGGGCUUCAAUCCUCGGCCUAGGGUCAAUUUCUUUUAUCCAUCUGGAAAUACUGGAAAAUAAUCAGUGUAAUGGAAGUACUGGAAAAUUAUGUCAGUGUAAUGGUUUCUUUAUGUCAUUACCAUGCAACGAUAUGUUUCUUCAA
Molecule: messenger RNA, 747 nt
Organism: Vitis riparia (riverbank grape)
Lineage: Eukaryota; Viridiplantae; Streptophyta; Magnoliopsida; Vitales; Vitaceae
Product: superoxide dismutase [Cu-Zn] 2
Exons: 7
Coding region: 155-625 (156 amino acids)
Biological process (GO): removal of superoxide radicals
Molecular function (GO): superoxide dismutase activity; copper ion binding
Source: RefSeq, a predicted model, not a curated record